GCUGCUUAGCCGGGGGUAUUACGUCAUCCUUGUCUUUGAUGGUGAACUCGACGACAACCGGCCCUCCCCUGUCCUCCCCGCCGCUGGUACCCUCCUUCGCUUACCAGGUCUCUGUCUACCUACCUCUCGGCGUCUUUUGUCCUCGGGGUCGCGUGUCCUUCUCCGGAUUCUGCGCAUCCGUACUCCAAAAGUCGUCAAAGGCUGGUUCACUAGCUUUGCUGCCCUCCCAAACUCAUCUCGCUCCCUCCUUGGUCUCUCGAUGCCCUCCGAGCCGUCAGCCACCGCUGCCCGCUCCAAGUUAGGCGCCUAGCCAACACCAUGCCGUCGCCGCCGCGAGCCGAAGCUUCCGGCAGCUCCCUCGAUCCGGGGAAGCCGAAGUCGGCCACCGCGGCCGAGUACGGCGAGAAUGACGCCGCCGAGGACACGCCGCUCCUGCGGUCCGGCUCCAGCUCGCUACGAGCAGGCAGCGUGUCCAUCGCCAGCGCCUCCGAGUACGGCCGCGAGCAAGACGACGCCACCGACUCGCUAGACCUCGACACCCCGAACCAGACGGUGAGCCGCGGCCGCGCCGUCGCCAUCGUCUUGAGCGUCUACCUCCUCAUCUUCUUGAUAGCGAGCAACAUGUCGGGCAUCACGAUGGCGCAGUCUAUGAUCGCGGCGGACCUCGACGCGUACGAUGAGGCGGUCUGGUUCGCGGCGGCCUUUCUCGUCGCCAUGUCGUCGUCGACGCCGGUCGCCGGCAAGCUCGCGUCCGUGUUCUCGCCGCGCGCCGUCGCGCUCGCCGCUUCGGCCCUCUUUGCCACCGGCUGCGCCGCCACUGCCCGCGCUCCCUCCUUCGCCGCCUUCGUCACCGGCCGCGCCCUCUCCGGCGUCGGCGCCGGUGGCGUCACGGUCCUCGCCGUCGUCCUCAUCCUCGAGCUCGCGAGCAAGCGCCAGCGUGGGCUCUUUUUCGGGCUGCUUAAUGCCGGCUUCACCACCGGUGUCUCGCUCGGGGCCGUCGUCUUCGGCGGAUUAAUAUCCGUGACCGGCUGGAGAGUUUUGUUCUGGAUCCAGACCCCGCUCAGCUUAGUCGCCGGUCUAGGCAUAUACCUCAGCGUGCCCAGCUCGUUUUCGUCGAGCCAGAUCUUGAAGGAGGAGAGGGCCACGCUGGCCACGAAGCUGAAGCGGAUCGACUAUCUCGGCGGGCUGUUCCUGUCUGCUACUGUCAUCCUCUUUCUGUUCGGCCUGUCGGGUAGCAUCCGCGUCGUCCCUCUCGUCGUCUCGUCGGGGACACUCGCCCUGUUCGUGCUCAUCGAGUACUACGUCGCCGUCGACCCCAUCAUCCCGAUCGCCGUCCUCCAGAACCGCGGCGCCCUGCUGUUGUGCAUCUCCCAGCUGGGUUUCAUGGCCGCGCGCUGGACCGUGCUAUUCUACGCCCCGAUCACGGCCCUCGCCGUCCGGGGCUUCGCCCCCGCAGCUAGUGGCAGCAUGCUUAUCCCUACGAACCUCGGGUUCGGGAUGGGCGGGCUCCUCGUCGGCUGGCUGCACGUGCGCCAUACGGGAAGCUUCUGGUUGUCGUGCCUGGUGUCUCUCGCCUUGUUCGCGGCGAGCCUGUUCGUGCUCUCGCUCAUCUCGACGGCGGACGCGCCCCUGGCGCUGUAUGUGGCAGCCGUCUUCGCCAACGGCCUGUUCACCGGCGCCGGGCUCAACUACACGCUCGCGCACCUCCUGCACCUGACGCCGCCCGAGACCCACUACGUGGCGACGAGCCUGCUCGGCACCUUUCGCGGCUUCGCCGGCAGCUUCGGCAGCGCCAUCGGCGGCGGCAUCUUCGCGCGCACGCUGCGCGCCGCCCUCGAGAGCGGGUUCGGCGCUCUCGACGGCCACGGCGGCAGCGGCGGGCCGCCGCCGCCCGACCGCGCCGAGCUGAUCCGCAAGCUCGUCGGCAGCCCCGCGCUCGUGUUCCACGGCGGCCUCGCCGACGCCGAGCGCGCCGUCGCCGUCAGCGGCUAUGUCGACGCCCUGCGCGUCCUGUUCCAGGCCGCCGUCGUCCUCUCCCUCGGUGUGCUCGUCAUCCAGGCGGCUACCGGGUGGAAGGCGGGCACGUCGGACAAAGCGAAGAUAGACCGGGACGAGGCCAGCGUCCUGGGCGGCGACGCCGAACGCGACCGCGAGGCUGAGGGGAGGCAGUAAUGGCGAGUGAGUGAGUCCUCCGAUAGGCAGAUAGACAUACAGAUAGAAGAGCGACGUCGAGCUUCUUUUACUAAAGGGGAGGGGGGG
Molecule: messenger RNA, 2259 nt
Organism: Durotheca rogersii
Lineage: Eukaryota; Fungi; Ascomycota; Sordariomycetes; Xylariales; Xylariaceae
Product: MFS general substrate transporter
Exons: 6
Coding region: 319-2172 (617 amino acids)
Biological process (GO): basic amino acid transport; transmembrane transport
Cellular component (GO): fungal-type vacuole membrane
Molecular function (GO): basic amino acid transmembrane transporter activity
Source: RefSeq, a predicted model, not a curated record